Molecule: messenger RNA, 9978 nt
Organism: Rhopalosiphum maidis (corn leaf aphid)
Lineage: Eukaryota; Metazoa; Arthropoda; Insecta; Hemiptera; Aphididae
Gene: rg
Product: neurobeachin
Exons: 54
Coding region: 215-9523 (3102 amino acids)
Biological process (GO): intracellular protein localization
Cellular component (GO): membrane; cytosol
Molecular function (GO): protein kinase binding
Source: RefSeq, a predicted model, not a curated record
UAUAUUAUAUUAUGUUUUAUGAUUUUUCUAAUAUUUUACAUUAUAAUUUAUAAUACCGAUGAAUUAAAAUUGUUUUAAAUUACAUUACUAUUAUGUGAAUUUACCGACGGGAAUCGGGAAAUUGAUUAUUACCGGUCGUAUUAGUGCGUAGUGUCGGUUGUAGAUGAGGUAGGUGGGUUGUCUGUGUAUACCAGGCUCACAGACUGCCUUACCGAUGGAGGAUCCAAUAGAUCCGACCGCAUUCAGCGACAUCAAGAGACCUGAUCAAGUUGUGACUAUGGCUACCACGGACAAUUUGAAGUUUGGCGUGCUUAUUGGGCUUGUUGAGGUGGGCCAGGUCACCAACAAGGAGGUGGUGAACACCGUACUUCAUCUGUUGGUUGGCGGCGAAUUCGACAUGGAAUUAAACUUUAUCAUACAAGAUGCGCAAAACAUCCGACAUAUGUUAGAACUUUUAGACCAUUGUCCUCCGAACUUACAGGCCGAAAUAUGGAGCGUUUUCAUUGCCAUCCUGAGAAAAUCCGUUCGAAAUCUGCAAGCGUGCACCGACGUCGGACUAAUUGAGUUGGUCGUAAACAGACUAGCGCGUGCCGACACCGUCGUAGCAGAUCUUUUAAUUGACAUGCUUGGGGUACUUGCUAGUUUCAGUAUAACUGUGAAGGAGUUAAAACUGCUAUUGGGUUCAAUGAAAGCUGUAAACGGAAAAUGGCCAAAACACUCCACCAAGCUUUUGAACGUUUUGCGACAGAUGCCGCAGAGGAAUGGUCCGGAUGUCUUCUUCAGUUUUCCUGGAAAAAAAGGAUCGGCCAUUGUUCUGCCACCGUUAGCAAAAUGGCCAUAUGAAAAUGGUUUUACGUUUUGUACGUGGUUUCGAUUGGAUCCCAUCAAUUCGGUGAACAUUGAACGUGAAAAGCCGUAUCUAUACUGUUUCAAAACUAGUAAAGGUGUCGGCUACUCAGCCCAUUUUGUGGGAAAUUGUUUAGUGUUGACCUCCAUGAAGAUUAAGGGCAAAGGUUUCCAACAUUGCGUAAAAUAUGAAUUUCAACCCCGGAAGUGGUACAUGAUAGCCAUUAUAUACAUUUACAACCGAUGGACAAAAAGCGAAAUCAAAUGUGUGGUGAAUGGUCAACUUGCGUCGAGUACAGAAAUGGCUUGGUUUGUGUCUGCUAACGAGCCGUUCGAUAAAUGUUACAUUGGAGCAACGCCGGAACUGGACGAAGACCGUGUGUUUUGCGGUCAAAUGUCAGCCAUCUAUUUGUUUAGCGAAGCGUUGACAACCCACCAAAUAUGUGCCAUACAUAGAUUAGGUCCAGGAUAUAAAUGCCAAUUUCGUUUUGAUAAUGAAUGCCAUUUAAGUCUACCAGAGAAUCACAAAAGGGUGAGUGAAUUUAAGAAUUUGAGCCAAACCCAGAAUUCAGAUAUUUCUCGCAUGCCCCAACACGCUGUCGAUAGUUCUGUCUUGUAUGAUGGUAAAUUGUCAAAUGCGAUAGUGUUUAUGUAUAAUCCUGUAGCAACUGAUGGCCAACUAUGUUUGCAAUCAACUCCAAAAGGAAAUGCAUCAUAUUUUGUGCAUACACCACAUGCACUUAUGUUACAGGAUGUGAAAGCUGUUAUUACCCAUUCCAUACACAGUACUCUAAAUUCUGUUGGAGGCAUACAGGUUCUGUUUCCAUUAUUUGCUCAACUUGAUUUGUCUGCUGAACCUAUGGAUAAAAAAGAUGCUUCUAUAUGUUGGAAGUUAUUAGGUUUUAUUUGUGAUAUGGUUGAAACUUCACAGACGGUACAGCAGCACAUGAUUCAAAACCGUGGAUUUCUAGUCAUUAGUUAUAUGUUACAAAGGUCAUCUAGAGACCAUCUAACGCUGGAAGUGUUGGGUUCAUUCCUUCGGCUCACCAAACACCUAGUUACCUGUCUUACACCCAACAACGAGUUACUACUGAAACAGCUCCUUGAUCAUAUACUUUUCAAUCCUGGUCUGUGGAUAUACACGCCAACUCAUGUACAAACUAGGCUUUAUACAUAUCUGGCAACAGAAUUCCUUUCCGAUACCCAAAUUUAUUCAAAUGUACGACGAGUAUCUACUGUACUUCAAACUGUCCAUACACUUAAAUACUACUACUGGGUUGUGAAUCCAAGGAAUAAGAGCGGUAUCAUACCAAAAGGACUUGACGGUCCUCGGCCUGCUCAAAAAGAUAUAUUGAUUAUUAGAGGUUACAUUUUAUUGUUUCUUAAGCAACUAAUGAUGUUAGGCGUAGGUUUAAAAGAAGAUGAGCUUCAGAGUAUUAUUAAUUACUUGACAACUGUCUGUGAAGAUGAAAAUCUACAUGAUGUUCUUCAAACCCUCAUGUCCCUUAUGUCUGAGCAGCCAGCAUCGAUGAUACCAGCCUUUGACGUUAAACAUGGUGUACGUUGUGUAUUUAAACUAGUGGCAUCCGAAAGCCAACUAAUUCGACUUCAAGCACUAAAACUCUUAGGAUUCUUCUUGAGCCGUAGUACACAUAAAAGGAAAUAUGAUGUGAUGAGUCCUUAUAAUUUAUAUACUCUUCUGUCAGAACGUUUAAUGUUGAACGAAGAAACUAUUACACUACCCACUUAUAAUGUUCUUUAUGAGAUAUUAACAGAACGGAUUAGUCAACAAAUACUUUAUACCAGGCAUCCAGAACCUGAUAGUAAUUGCAGAUUAGAAAAUCCUAUGAUUCUCAAGGUAGUAGCUACUCUAAUUCGUCAAGCAAAACCAUCCGAGCAAUUAUUGGAAGUAAAAAAACUGUUUUUAUCUGACAUGACAAUACUUUGUAGUAAUAAUCGCGAGAAUAGACGAACAGUAUUGCAAAUGUCUGUUUGGCAAGAAUGGCUGAUAGCAAUGGCAUAUAUUCAUCCAAGAACGUGUGAAGAGCAAAAAGUGUCUGACAUGGUCUAUAAUUUAUUCACUAUGUUACUUCAUCAUGCUAUCAAACAUGAGUAUGGUGGUUGGCGAGUGUGGGUCGACACUUUGGCAAUAGUACAUUCAAAGGUAUCCUUUGAAGAAUUUAAACUUCAGUUUGCUUUAAUGUAUGAACACUAUGAGCGCCAACGUAGUGACAACAUUACAGACCCACGUCUACGUCAGCAGCGUCCAAUCAGUACUAUAUCUGGUUGGGAAAACCAACCUCCUGCACCUCCCAUAAAUCAUUCUCCAUCUGAAACUCCAGAAUCUACUAUUAGUACACCUGUAAAAGAAGCUCCAGCACUUACAGAAUGCAAAGAAAAAGACGAACAAGAAUUUCCAACAAAUUCUGAAAAUGUAUCAAGAGAAAGUGAAAUUGAAGACCAAGAGUCGUUGAUUUUAAGUGACACCACAAAAAAGGAAACUUUUAUAAAUAGCACAAAAGAAAGUAAUGCAUUAAAAACACAAACUCAGAGUAAUGAAUUAAGCUCCUCAAUAGAAAUUGUAAAAAAAAGUGAAGAAAUAUUAAAAGAAAUUGAAAAUAAAUUUGAUGAUGUGUCCAAAGAAAAUGAAAAUAAAGAUUUAGAAUCACUUAAAGAAACAAGAAUUGAUGAAUUAGUACCUACUAUAGAGAGCAAACAAGAUGUUUUAGAUUUGAAUAAAAAUAAUGAAAUCAAUAUUAUUGAACAAGUUAACGAUGUAAUUGCAUCAAAAGUAGUUGAAAAUGAAAACAUAAAAUUAAGUAUUCCAGACGAAAUUAAAAUAGUUGAUGCUGCUGUCAAAAAUACUGUUCAACUAGACAAUUCAUCAACAGAAAAAUAUUUACAAGUGAAUGGUGAAGUUUUACAUGUUGAUCAUGAUAGCCUUGAACAUAAUUUUGAGGACAUAAUUGAAAACCAUGUAGUAUCUAAUGGUGAUGACAUAGUAUCAAAAGAUAUUAAAUUACAAAAUAGGUUUAAUGCUUUCCUAAGUGAAGAUCUCAAAGAUAAUAUUACCGAAAAAGAAAAUAUUGAUACUCCAAUAAUAAUUGAUUCAGGAUCCAAUGAAAGUGUUAAAGAAAAAAUGAAUGGCAAUGUUCUAAAUCAAGACAGUAUUAGUAAUAGCAGUGAUAGUGAAACAAUUGUAAAUUCAGAAUGUUUACAGCAUGAAGUUAAUGUAAAUGGUAUAGAAAAUAAUAGUGAAGAAAAUGUUGUUGCUCAACCAAUAUCUGUGAUAACAGUUCAGACAUGCGACACUGUUGAUAGUGAUUGCUCAGAGGCGUAUUUAACACCAAAUGAACUUAAUGAUACACCAAAAAAAAAAUUGGAAAAAAUCAAUUUGAAUGUAAAUGAUCAUAUCAGCAUUAUUAAUGAUGAUGUUAUGUCUCAAUUAAAUCCGUCCAUAGAGUCCAAUAAUGAAAUGGAAAUUAUUAAACAACAAAUAGAAGAGGGAAAUGUUGAAAAAUUAGUAGAAAAUGAUGCUAAAGUAGAAGAAAGUGUUAAUAAAGUAGAAGAAAAUAUUAAUACUACAGCAGAUAAUAUUAACAAAGUAGAAGAAAAUGUUAAUAAAUUAGAAGAAAAAAUAAAUGAUAUUAAAGAAAUUAAUGAUAAAAUAGAAGAAAAUGUUGUUAAUACAAAUGAAACUAUCCAUAACAUAGAUGAAAAUAUAAAUAAAGUAAUGGAACAUGUUAAUAUUGUAGAAGAAGACAAAAUUAACUUAGAAAAUAAUAAAACUAUUGAAAACUCUAAUACAAUCAAGAAUGAGUAUACAGUAGACGAGAGUAACAAAGCAGAAAAUGUAGAAACUGAAUCUAUACCAAUGACUGACAAUGUUACGGAAAUUAUUAUGGAAAAUAAGUGUCUAGAAACAUCAGAAUCUACUUUGGAAAAUGGAGUUGAAGACAAAAAAAGUACAAAGACUGAGAAAAAACCAGUAGCUCCAAAUAUAGAUACGAGACCAAUGUUUAAUCCAGGCCCAUCCAGACCUCCUUUUAGAAUUCCAGAAUUCAAAUGGUCUUAUAUUCAUCAAAGAUUACUAUCUGAUGUACUGUAUUCACUUGAAUCUAACAUUCAAGUCUGGAGAGGCCAUUCGACCAAAUCUGUUUUGGACUUUGUUAAUGGAGCCGAGAAUGCAAUUUUUGUUGUCAAUACUGUACAUUUGAUCUCACAGUUGUCAGAUAACUUAAUCAUAGCUUGCGGUGGACUAUUACCAUUACUUGCAUCCGCCACAUCACCAAAUAGUGAGUUAGAUAUUAUGGAACCUACUCAAGGAAUGACAGUUGAAGUGGCCGCCUCUUUACUACAAAGAUUAGUCAACAUGGCUGAUGUUUUAGUAUUUGCUAGUUCUCUAAAUUUCUCUGAACUAGAAACGGAAAAGAAUAUGUCCAGUGGUGGAAUACUACGACAGUGUCUGCGAUUAGUUUGCACAAAUGCUGUGCGUAACUGUUUAGAAUGCAAAGAACGUAGUCGCCUGUUGGUCUUACCUUCUCAACCGAGUAAUCCUAAACAGUUACAUUUGCAGUCACUUAUCCGAGCUGGUCAAUCAUCACCUAAGAGUUUAAUUGAUGGCUCCACAAAUCCUAUACGUGAUCCAGAAAAACUAUUACAAGAAAUGGACAUUAAUCGUUUGCGUGCAGUUAUCUACAGAGAUGUGGAAGAAACUAAGCAAGCGCAGUUUCUAUCAUUGGCUAUUGUUUAUUUUGUGUCUGUGCUGAUGGUAUCCAAGUAUAGAGACAUAUUGGAACCACCAACAUCAUUAUUACAAAUACACGGGAACGCUCAAUCAAACAAUAAUCAAACCCGAUCAGAAAGUCCGCCAAAUUGUCAUGGUACAAGACCGUUGUUUCCUCAAUGGUCCCAUCAUGUAUAUCCUCAAUUCCUACCUCCGUCUCACUCAAUAGAUCCACAAAUGCCCCAUAACUUCGGCCACCGCAACAUUAUGUCACAUUACGCUGCGCCCUCGUUAGGACAACAAGACGAGGAAGACUAUAAUAUGAUGAUGACAUCGAUGGACAAUUUAAAUCAUACUUCACAAGUGCCAACUAUCCCGUGCAACAAGAGUACAUGCUCUGAAGAAUUAGCAUCUACAAGCUCAGCAGCAUGUAGUGAUGCUGAAAGCAAUGAUACUGAUGUCAAAGCUAGCACCAUAGCAUCUGCUCAUAAUGAAGAAGCUUGGACCGAUGUAAAUCUUAAUGAGGACUCCCAGUCUAACAAUGAAGAUGAUGGAAGAAUACAUAGAGAUAUACGUGGUGAUAAACCUCUCAGUGAAAUAUCUGUAGUAAAUGUCCCGACAUCAGUUACACAAAACGUGAACAUGCAAAAUCCUGGACAUAGCGUUGAGGACUUUGGAUUAAAAAAUGUUAACCUGCCUCAUCAAACGCAUUUGCCCAACAGAGAGGCAUCUCUUACACACAAGUUGGAAGCAGCACUGGGUUCCGUUUGCCCACUUUUACGAGAAAUAAUGGUUGAUUUUGCUCCGUUUUUAUCGAAAACCCUUGUUGGUUCCCAUGGUCAAGAGUUGCUCAUGGAAGGCAAAGGAUUGACGACGUUUAAAAACAGCCAGUCUGUCGUUGAACUAGUAAUGUUGUUAUGCUCUCAAGAAUGGCAAAAUUCGUUGCAAAAACACGCGGGUCUUGCUUUUAUCGAACUCAUUAAUGAAGGACGAUUAUUAUCACAUGCCAUGAAAGAUCAUAUCGUCCGCGUAGCCAAUGAAGCCGAAUUCAUAUUGAAUAGAAUGAGAGCUGAUGACGUAUUGAAACACGCUGAUUUUGAAGCUCACUGUGCUCAAACAACGCUGGAACGCCGCGAAGAAGAAAAAAUGUGUGAUCACCUUAUAACGGCUGCGAGACGUCGCGACAGCGUGGUGGCAAGUCGCAUUCUAGAUAAAAUCUGUAACAUAUUGUCCAACAAGCAUGGUGCUUGGGGUUAUCUUCAUGAGAACAUUCCCAUAAGAAUGUCUCAGUUUUGGAAAUUGGACGUAUGGGAGGACGACGCAAGACGACGCAAACGAUUUGUGCCCAAUCCACGGGGAACAACCCAUCCAGAAGCAACGUUAAAGGCUGCAUUAGAACACGGUGCACCGCAAGACGCUAUACUACAGGCCAGAGAAGAAGUUUUUCACGCUCAACUGGUGGCUAUGAGCACUCAAAGCGGUCCGGGUAGUCAGUCCUCAGACUUACUCGAUGAUUCAGAACUAAUGACUGACGACAGAGAACUAGACGCCGAUCUUGUUGGCCCGGUGAAUAUCAGCACAAGAGCGUCGUUAAUAUCGGCUGGAGUUGUUGCACCUGGUAUUGUAUCCAUAACAUCUGCAGAGUUGUACUUUGAAGUCGACGAAGAUGAUCCUGAAUUCAAAAAAUUAGAUCCCGAGGUGCUGAAAUACUGCGAUCAUUUACACGGAAAAUGGUACUUUUCGGAAAUCAGAGCAAUAUUCUCGCGCCGAUACUUAUUGCAGAACAUCGCCAUUGAAAUAUUUAUGGCCAGCCGAACAUCCGUGAUGUUUUCAUUCCCUGACCAGAAUACAGUUAAACGAGUCAUCAAGGCAUUGCCCAGGGUUGGAGUAGGUAUCAAAUAUGGUUUACCACAAACCAGACGGGCGUCCAUGAUGUCUCCCAGGCAGUUGAUGAGAAACUCGAACAUGACUCAAAAGUGGCAGCGCCGCGAGAUAUCCAACUUUGAGUAUCUAAUGUUCCUCAACACCAUAGCCGGACGAACUUACAACGAUUUGAAUCAAUAUCCAGUUUUUCCAUGGGUUCUUACCAAUUAUGAAUCGACUGAAAUGGACCUAGGUCUUCCAUCCAACUACCGUGAUUUAUCAAAACCCAUCGGAGCGUUGAAUCCCAGUCGUAAAGCCUAUUUUGAAGAGCGAUACGGCUCUUGGGAAAACGAAAGCAUUCCGCCAUUCCAUUACGGUACCCAUUAUUCGACUGCGGCUUUUGUGCUAAAUUGGCUGAUCAGAAUUGAACCGUUCACCACAAUGUUUUUAGCUCUACAAGGUGGCAAAUUUGAUCAUCCCAACCGAUUGUUUUCUUCGAUUGCGCUGUCUUGGAAGAACUGCCAACGAGACACUUCCGACGUUAAGGAAUUAAUACCAGAACUGUUUUUCCUGCCUGAAAUGUUGUCCAACGACAACGAAUACAAAUUGGGACACCAAGAAGACGGUACGUCGGUAGAUAAUGUCGAGUUGCCGCCGUGGGCUACUUCGCCCGAAGAAUUCAUCAGGAUCAACAGAAUGGCUUUGGAAUCCGAAUUCGUAUCGUGUCAACUACAUCAGUGGAUCGACUUGAUAUUUGGAUACAAACAGAGAGGACCGGAAGCCAUAAGAGCGUCCAACGUAUUCUACUACUUGACGUACGAAGGAAGCGUUGACAUGGACACCAUAACCGAUCCGAUAAUGAAAGAAGCCAUUGAAAAUCAGAUACGUUGUUUCGGUCAAACGCCUUCUCAACUGUUGAUGGAACCGCAUUUGCCACGAAGUUCGGCUAUGCACAUCUCGCCGAUGAUGUUCACUAGCAUUCCUGACGACGUAUGUAUGACCAUGAAAUUCCCGUCCAAUUCGCCGAUUUGCCAUAUAUCGGCGAACACGUUCCCUCAGCUACCGAUGCCGGCCGUCGUCACCGUGACUACUAACAUGCAAUUCGCAAUAAACCGAUGGAACACCAACUAUUCUGUAACAAUUCAAUCGCCCAGUUAUGCCGAAAGCCCCCAACAGCCUAACGUGAAUUUACCUCUCGUCAUGGAUCAAAUUUUGACUCAAUCAAAUAGCAAUGUAAAUGUGACAUUGAAACGCCAUCUAGGGGAUAACUUCAGUCAGAAAUUGAAAAUCAAAUGGAAUUGUUUUGUAACGACUGUUGACAGUCGUUUCUUAAUAGUUUGUGGUUUUUGGGACAACAGUUUUAGAGUGUUUUCCACUGAAACUGCAAAAAUUGUUCAAAUUGUAUUUGGCCACUAUGGAGUGGUGACGUGCUUAAGUCGCAGUGAGUGCAACAUUACUUCAGACUGUUAUAUUGCCAGUGGGUCGUCUGACUGUACUAUUCUAUUGUGGCAUUGGAAUGCAAGAAGUCAGACAAUAGUUGGAGAAGGUGAUCAUCCAACUCCUAGAGCAACAUUAACAGGCCAUGAACAACCGGUCACUUCAGUGGCAAUUUCUGCUGAACUUGGAUUGGUCGUAUCUGCGUCCUCAGGUGGUCCAGUUCUUGUUCACACCACAUUUGGUGAUCUCCUGAGAUCAUUGGAUCCCCCUAAUGGAUUUGAAAACCCUGAGUGUGCUGUCAUGUCUCGAGAAGGCAUAAUUGUUGUAAACUAUGAACAUGGUAGCAUUGCGGCAUUUACAAUCAAUGGCAAAAGACUGAGACAUACUACACAUAAUGAUAAUAUCCAAUGUAUGUUGUUAAGCAGAGAUGGCGAGUACUUGAUGACUGGAGGUGAUAAAGGAAUCGUUGAAGUAUGGAGAACAUUUAAUUUAUCAUUACUCUACGCUUUCCCGGCGUGUGAUAGUAGCGUACGGUCAUUGGGGCUUACACAUGACCAAAAAUUUUUAUUGGCUGGACUGUCUACUGGAUCGAUUGUCAUAUUCCAUAUUGAUUACAACAGAUGGCACCAUGAAUUCCAACAGAGAUAUUAAUCUACUCUACACUUUUAUUUCAUAUAUAUAUCUAUAUGCAACUAUAAUUGAAUUCAUUAAUAAUAUUAUAUAAAGCUGGAGCUCAAUGUAUAUGUUUACUUACCUACUAGUGUAUUUGUAUGCAAUAAUCACUUGAUAUGUAUAAAUGUGAUGUAUUAUUGUGGAAUGGUUUGUUGUGUGUCUUGCAAUAAACAAUGUUUAAGGCAGACAAUUUAUAUUUUAACACAUGAUCAUCUUUGGUUGUUAACUUAAGUGACUAAUUUAUAUUUAUGUUCAAAAGGAAAGAGUGUUACCAUAUAUUUACAAUUGUCUAUUCAAAUUUUAUUUGUUUUCAUAGUGAUUAUGUUGGUAUUUAUUAAUGAACGUAGGUAGUGAUUACUGUCUGAUAAUAUUACAAUUUCACUUGGUUAAACAUUAUGGUUUUAAUCAUAAAUGCGUAUUUCAUAUUUUUUCUU